UGGCUCCGGGGACCUCUCCUCGUCGACGUCUGUCUGAUCUGUCCCUGUGCUCCUGGAAGUAUGAAAAUCAGUAUGCUUAGAAGCAGAUUUUAAAGGCAGUUUCUCUUCACAAUAUCUUUUUCAUUCCACCUAAUAAAGCAUCUUGAUACAACAUGGCAGCAGCAGUAAAAUGGGUGAUAUCAAAGAGAACUAUCUUGAAGCAUUUCUUUCCAUACCAAAACGGAGCUUUAUCUUGUAUUUGUCAUAAGUCUACGUAUUCUUCUCUUCCAGAUGACUAUAAUUGCAAAGUAGAGCUGGCUUUGACAUCUGAUGGCAGGACAAUAGUAUGCUAUCACCCUUCUGUGGACAUCCCAUAUGAACAUACAAAACCUAUCCCUCGACCAGAUCCUGUGCAUAAUAAUGAAGAAACACAUGAUCAAGUGCUGAAAACCAAAUUAGAAGAAAAAGGUGAACACCUUGAACAAGGACCCAUGAUAGAACAACUUAGCAAAAUGUUCUUUACCACUAAGCAUUGCUGGUAUCCUCGUGGACAGUAUCACAGACGUCGUAAGAAAAUGAACCCUCCAAAAGACAGAUGACACUGAGGUUCUCUGGAGGAUCAAAGAGAAAUAUAAUCCUGUGCCACAUUUGGCAUUGAGAAAAUGUGGUCUGGUGUAUUUACUAAUAUGUUAUAUAGUAAAAUAAUAAAAAAUGCCUUUUCAUAGAAUAGAAUAUUUAUUUCUUUAUUAUAUUAAUUCUGGAUUUGACAUUCU
Molecule: messenger RNA, 752 nt
Organism: Castor canadensis (American beaver)
Lineage: Eukaryota; Metazoa; Chordata; Mammalia; Rodentia; Castoridae
Gene: Mrpl42
Product: mitochondrial ribosomal protein L42
Cellular component (GO): mitochondrial large ribosomal subunit
Source: RefSeq, a predicted model, not a curated record